GUGGCAGCGGUGAAUGGUGAGAGAUAAUCCUCCGCUCUACCACACAGACACACAACAGGGCUGAGCUGUCUCUGGAUCUGGAUGCGGGCAUCCUUGGAUUCUGCUCUUAGCAAGGGCCCACUGCACGAAAACUUAACGGGACAACAAUGGUGUACGCCUCGGCGACUAAAUCCGUGGCUGCUGGUCGUUUAGGGGACCGGGGAUUGUGGUCAAUGUGACAUUCACUAGCACGCUGGUGUUGAGUUUAUUGUUCUGGUCCUAGACGCUGAGCAGCGAUUCUUCUGAGAAGAUGUUGAGCCGAUUCAUGAGUGGCAGCAUCAGGAAUCUUGAGCGGGAAUACAGCUGUACCGUCAGACUGCUGGAUGAUACGGAAUAUACGUGCACCAUUCAGCGGGAUGCAAAGGGACAGUAUCUGUUUGACCUCAUCUGCCACCAUCUCAACUUGCUGGAGAAAGACUAUUUUGGCAUCAGAUAUGUGGAUCCAGACAAGCAGCGGCACUGGUUGGAGUUCUCAAAAUCAAUUGCAAAGCAAAUGAAAUCUCAACCUCCAUUCACCAUGUGUCUGAGAGUCAAGUUCUACCCUCCUGAACCCGCUUCUCUAAAGGAGGAAAUCACUCGAUAUCUUGUCUUCCUGCAAAUCAAGAGAGACCUCUACCACGGUCGGCUCCUGUGUAAAACCUCGGACGCGGCCAUGCUCGCUGCCCACAUCCUUCAAGCUGAGAUUGGUAAUUACGACCCUGGGAAGCAUCCUGAAGGUUACAGCUCCAAAUUUCAGUUCUUCCCUAAACAUUCGGAGAAGUUGGAGCGCCGGAUUUCAGACAUACACAAGACAGAGCUGAUUGGACAGACACCUGAAACAUCGGAGCGAAAUUUCCUGCAGAAAGCCCAGAUGCUGGAGACAUAUGGUGUUGAUCCACAUCCAUGCAAGGAUGUGUCCGGGAACCCAGCUUUCCUCGCCUUCACACCAUUUGGUUUUGUGGUGCUUCAGGGAAACAGGAGAGUUCAUUUUCUUAAAUGGAACGAAGUGACCAAACUGAAGUUCGAAGGCAAGACCUUCCACGUACAUGCAAAUCAGAGGGAGGACAAAAAGAUCAUCUUGACAUACUUUGCGCCCACACCGGAGGCAUGCAAGCACCUUUGGAAGUGUGGAGUGGAGAACCAAGCUUUCUAUAAGCUUGAGAAGUCGAGUCAGGUUCGAACGGUGUCCAGCAGCAACUUGUUCUUCAAGGGCAGCCGUUUCCGUUACAGUGGUCGAGUGGCAAAAGAGGUGAUGGAGCAGAGUGCCAAAAUCAAACGCGAACCUCCAGAAAUACACAGAGCUGGCCUCGUGCCCAGCAGAAGUUGUCCAUCCAUCACACACGGGCCUCGCCUAACCAGUGUGCCGCGCACGCGUCGGAGAGCUGUGCACAUAUCUAUCAUGGAGGGUCUGGAGUCAUUGCGUGACAGUGCCCACUCUACACCGGUGCGUUCAGUGUCCCAUGGGGACUGCUUCAUGCCACGCUCCCGGAGCCAGGCCACGGACGCCAGUGAGAGGACUGCGGUGAUCUCAGACGAGGCCUACAGCCCGUCUGACAGCGUCCUGCCCACCCCGGUGGCCGAGCACAGCAUGGAGCUGGCUGUCUCACGCCAGAUCAACGGGGCGCCCUGCAGCAUCGAGGAGGAGAAGGAGUCGGAGGCGGGCACCCCGAUGCGCGGGGAAGGGGGGGAUUUUGGUGCAGAGGAGGGUGCAGGGGGGGACUCGGCCCUCAGCGAGGUGGAACAGGUGAAUAAAUUUGUCUUAAGUGUCCUCCGUUUGCUCCUUGUGACCAUUGGACUCCUCUUUGUCUUGCUCCUCCUCCUCAUCAUCCUCACCGAGUCAGACCUUGACAUUGCAUUUUUACGUGAUAUCCGCCAGACCCCCGAAUUUGAGCAGUUCCAUUACGAAUACUUUUGUCCCCUCAGGCGGUGGUUUGCCUGCAAGCUCCGCUGGGUGGGCGGGUUGCUCAUUAACAAGUGAGAGUGAGGUCGUAGAGUUCGUAAGCCCGUUCAGGGGUCUGAGAUGACGGUUUAGGACUCCGGAGUGAUGGAGGGCAGCCUCGUCCCAACCAUGAACCCUGCUUGUCUCAUCGUCCUCCUGCAGACAUACAGCUUGGACCACUCCUGGUAACACCGGGCCUGAUCUCUCUUCCCCUCCUCCACUUUGAGUUAACCCCCCCUACCCACCCAACCACCUCCUCGUUUCGCUUGUUUUUUUCUUCUUCUUUUUCUACAAAGCCUAAGGACUUUUUGUUUUUGCAUUUUUUUUUUAAUUUCAAUUCAUUUCAGGUAUUUUAUUUUUUCAAAUAACACAAAGGAAAAAAAUUAAAACAGAAAUCAAAGAACUUUUUACAGGAAGAUUUUGUUGCAACGGAUGAACGUUGCCUUCAUUUAUUAUUUAUUGCUUUUAAACAUGUAUUUGCAUAAGGAAAGGAGAAAAGAUGAACAGCAAUCGAGAAGUUGAUUUGUCAUUAAAAUGAAGAUGGAGGUUAGUUUUGUUAAGAGUUGAUAGGCCUACUGCUGUGAAGUAUAUGUGAGGCAAAGUAGUAUAAUAUCUUUCGAUAUUGGUUCAUCCCCAUCAGAAGUCAACUAGACAAACGUCAGAUUCAGUAAAAGCAGAACAAUCUGAAGGGAAUAAAACUGAUAGCAGGCAGGGUGAUUACCAAAUGCCUUUUUCAAGAAUAAGGCACCAAGCUACAGAAAAGGUUGAUUUGUGGAUUGUGUACAAAGUAAACUGAUGAAGAACAACGUUGUAUUUCUAACAUUUUAUAGGGAUACCGUCAAAUAAACCAGUUUAUAUUCCUGAAGAGCAAAGAUUCGCUGGCACCAAUAGAUAAGUCUAGAUAGAUGUGCAAUGCUCAUAUGGUUUUAAUAAUGAAGUACUUUUGAAUGUGCUCAUUUGUUCAGUUGUUCUGUUAUUUCUCCAUUUAAUUUGAUUUGCAUUUUUCUCAUCAAGUUGAAAUUCGAUGAAUUUCAAUAAUUUCUUUGUAUGAAGAGUUUAUGAUUUAUUUUGGUUUCAUAUCAACCUUGCACUUAGGUUUAUGUAUCAUACUAUAUUAUUAUUAGAAUAAGAAUAAUGAUGUACUUUUUGUACAAAUUAGUUUGUUCUAGUAGUUUUCCUAAUAUAUAUUGACAGGUUUUCCAUGUAUAUUUUAACAGAACUGAAAUGUUAUUUUGUUAUUGAAGAUUAAAUUAUACCUUUUUUAGCGCUGUGUUUCAAGUAAGGUCAGAAGCAUUUAUGGAAAUGUGGAAGUGGGGACUAAAAAAACAAGGUUUUUAUCCAGAUCCAUUCAACACUGAUCACACCUCUCAUCAGUCCACCAGCAGUGAAUCAGCCUUCAGUGUGCGCAUCAUUUUAAUGAUAGUGUUAAUGAACAUGUAUUUGUACAAGAACCAAAUAAUCCAAAAGCACAUUUUCACCUUUCAUAAUAUUUACUAUAUACUUUACCAUAUCUCAUUUUACUAUAAGAGUUUGGAGAGGUGACUGUGAGCCUGACUGAUACUGGGUCUUAUCACUUGAUCCUUGAACCAUGGUCUAUCCUCACACUGAAAUUCAUUUAAAAAAGUAAUAAAACAGAACUAAGGCUGAAACAAUUCGUUAAUCGAUUGAUAGAAAAUUAAUUGGCAGCUUUUUUAAUAAUUAGUAGCCAUAUUUCAAGCAAAAUGGCAAAUAUUUUCUGGUUUCAGCAGAAUUUCUCUGUUUCAUAUCAUUGUAAAUUGAAUAUAUUUGGGUUGGAGAGUGGUAAAAACAGAUAAAAAAAAAAAGUUGGCCUAUUUUGAAUAUGUCACCUUGGGUUCUAAGAAAUCCUAAUGGAUUUCUUUAACUAUUUUCUGACAUUUUAUUGACCCAACAAUGAAUGUAUUCAUCUAGAAAAUAAUGGGCAGAUUAAUCAAUAACGAAAAUAAGUGUUUGCUGCAGCCCUAAACAAAACAUUUUUCAUUAAUAAAUGAAGAAUUAAAGGGGACCGGAAACACACCCUCUUUGGUGGAGGUAACCUUAUGCACUUUGCUUGCACACAAAUCUUUUUAAUUACGUACUUUAGUUAUUUCCUUACAUUAAUUUCCACAUCACCCAAAAUAGAAGCAGACACAAAUAUUUCUGUGAAAAGCUGAUAUUGGCGAAUAAUACCUGUCCUUAGAUUUGUCUGUCAGGCUCGAGACUCUUCGGUCUCACAGCUCCAGGAAGCAAUAACUGCCACGGCUGCUGGAUUCUGGGUAAAAUCUGUUUUUUGUAUUGCGUGUAUACCUCCUGCACCAAGUGCAGGUGUAAGUGUUACUGUGUCUGUAUGUAGGAAUGGAAAUGAGAUUAAAGGUUGUAGCAGUGAAGGAUUAGACGGAGAGGUAAAAAAGUAAUUUUAAAAAAACUUUUGCAAAAGGCGAGAAGGACUUAGUGGAAGGAAAAGAGAAAGGAAAUACAAUGAGAAAGAGGUAGAGAAGACUGAAGAAUAUCAGAGUCCUUCAAGAGGUUUUUGAAAGUGGGAUUUAAAAAACAAAUUGGGAAUGUAAAUGUCACUUGGUGACUCACCACUUCAAUGGCUGCACGGGGUUGCUUGUUUUUUGGCCUGCUAAUUUAAACGUCACACUCUCAUACCAACACCUGCAGCUGCUCCACUAAAGGCCCGAUGGUGCUACCUUCUUUGUUUGCUGUAUUGCUGUAUGUGUAAUCCGAGCGUGUCAGGCCUUGGCUUAAUUUUAGUCCUGACCAUAGAGUAGCAUGCACUUUGGCGUUGUGGCUGGAUCCACUCCUGAAGCUCAUUAUCCUUCACUAGUUAUCUGUGGUGGAGGGAGCACCACUGAUAUUUCUUAGCGCAAUGCUAGAGGGAAUGCCAAAUCAUUAGAGCUACCUUGGCAAGAAACCUGUCAUAUAUGCAGUGUAGGAGCUUAUUUAUGUCAAGAUAAUAAUUUGUAACUCGGAUACAACCAGUAAAUGGCGAUGCAAAGAUGAAGACAUUUUUUCCUAACAGGGGUUGGAGCAGGGUGGGUGGGUUGACUUUUUUUUUUGUACAUUCAUACUUCAUAUUUAUUACUUCUUUACUGACCUAAAGAUCAACAUGACCGACCAGUGCAGCCGGGCUGAGUUGUUAGCAGGACAUCUUUUAAAGGUCAGUCUGCAAAGGUGUUUCUCAUACAUCUAUCAGCAUUAUGUAGCUUCAGUGGUCUCUCUGAACAUGCAACAAUAAAAAAAGGCAGCAUUAUUCAAGGAGCAAUAAUCAGCUGUAAGAGCAAAAAUAUGUGAUUUACAAACUUGUGUAUGAAAAUCCAACGAUGAGUAAGUCAAAUAUGUCCUUUCUGUUUCUAGAAAACCACUUACCAAAUUGCUGUUGUGCUGACUCUAACAAUCAUGUGACCACUGAGACACUUACUGUUGCAUUCAUAUAUAACAUUUUAUAAAAAGAAAAAAUAGAUUUUUCCUUAGAGACCUCUGGAUAUUUGUUCUGCUGUUUUCUUUGCUGCUUUAUUGUUAAGUGACAGAUUGUUCCCUGUGCCUGGAUCCUAACUCUGCAGUUUACCAAAGUGACAAAGAUGAAGGAAUGGAGAACGAAAGACACAACAUCCCUAACAACUGUACUACAGACUACUCCAUCCUUAAAUCUCCCAGGCCAAGCAGGAAAAACAGUUGUUUGUAAUGUACUGGGCACCCCGAAGUCUGUCUUAAUUUGUCUUUACAGGUUUCCUGUGACAAACCUGACUUUAAUUUUACAUUUCAUUUGCUGUGUCAUGUUUACAUAUUUUGCAGUUCUUUUACGUCAUGGGAAAUGGCUGCAGUUUUGGCAAGAUGUGUGACUUUGGAUGAACUUUUGAUGUGAUUGUCAUCCAUGGUUUACAAAUCAGUAACAGCCUGUCCAUUCUUAAAAAGCAGCAGUGAAGGUACAGCCAUGCAAAUACAGUGUGGUGCAUUGGAAGAUGAAGCAUUGAUUUUUGUUUAAAUUUAAUAUACAGGGGGUGGACUCAAUAACAGAAACACCCACAUGAUAUAAUGUAACAACCAAGCAACAAAAUCUACCAUUUGUGAAACUUAUAUUGUUAUUAAGGGGUGGUCAAAGGGAUGUUAAGGGUCAUUUCUGAGGUGGUACUUUGUGGUGCUUUUGUACUGGACUGAACUUUACUGUGAGGUGUUUUUGUUGUUUUGUCUACGCCCUGUAUCUUGCUACAUAUUUUCAACCAUCAUCAGAUGUCUUAAUAAAAGUCUCACAAACCAAUAUAUGUAUGACAUAAUCAAUUAAGUUAAUAAGUUUAAAAAAUUGUUAUUGGCUGUCCUUUAAAUACGUUUUUUUAAAAGGUUUAUGUUAUUUAUGUGAUGAAAAAGAAUUACAUAUCCAGUUUAGAUGAUCAAAUCAAGUGAUUUAUACACAAUCGGCUACCUAAGUUUAAUUCCUGGCCAAAAUCCCUGUCACAUUAAUAUGGAUGAUGCAUGUAGAACUGAGGAGUUGAGAAAUUAAAGUAGUCAUAACCGAAGACACCUUGAUGUGCUUUUUUGGCUCUCUGUCAGCUCCCAGUCGGCAGACACUCCCACAGCUGUGCAUACACGUCAGUAAGUGUAUAUGCAUCCAUGUCUGGUGGCGUGUUAUGUAGUCUGCAAGGUUCUAUCAUGGGGAUUGGAGAUUGCUGUUUAAUUACAUUAUAUAUACAAGUAUAUAUAUAUAUAUAAAUCCAUGUGCCAAAUCCAGUUCUUGUUCAGUCUGAUCCAUUCCGAACCCAUGUUUUUACUGUAAACUUCUGUACAAGUCAGUAUAAAAUAUUGUUUCUCUCCAAUAGUCCCUUGUAACUGGUGCCAUUGAAUAAAACUAUUCAAACUUGAAAUAAACAUUGAAUAAAAAUGUGA
This is a messenger RNA of Perca fluviatilis (European perch), 6838 nucleotides long. RefSeq names its product FERM domain-containing protein 5. NCBI's taxonomy places the organism in Eukaryota, Metazoa, Chordata, Actinopteri, Perciformes, Percidae. Bases 290 to 1996 code for a protein of 568 amino acids. The transcript has 14 exons. Gene Ontology annotation, cellular component: cytoskeleton. The record is from RefSeq and is a predicted model, not a curated record.